Ciona intestinalis (vase tunicate) is the source of this 2876-nucleotide messenger RNA. NCBI's taxonomy places the organism in Eukaryota, Metazoa, Chordata, Ascidiacea, Phlebobranchia, Cionidae. The record is from RefSeq and is a predicted model, not a curated record.
UUUAGAAUGAAAUGCCGACUAAGGUAUUAUAACGUAAAGGACAGACACCGGUAAAUACAUACAAAACAAACUACGUAACGUUUACAAAACAUACACACUUGUUAUGCAGUUAAAAAACGUCACGCCAAAAUGUUUGGCGUCGUGGCAAAGUGGUUAAAGGGCGCCUUUUUCCACCUUAGAGGCAAUGAUUUCAAGGUUUGUCGCUGCUACCAUUGUGGGCGAUGUGCAAGUUAUGAACCACAUAUAAAAAAGAAACCCCCCAAAAAAUUACCCGCAAAGAAACACAUGGUAACUCGUAAGCUGCCACGAGGUUUAUGAAACAGAACACCCGUGUUUAACGGCCGUAUUUUUCCGGCCACGCAGGAUAAAGUAAGUUACUUUCAUCUACACCAAAGUCUUAGGAAAGAAAGAAGGCGUGUAAACAAGCUAACUCAAGCAACCACAAGCGCCUAAAGCUGACAUGGCGCGAUUAAAACUAGAGCGAACAAACAUCUGCCAACAAACGGUAACUGUGGUGUCACAUUACAGAACUCACUAGACCGUAAACGCCGCUCUUUUUGCAGCGCUAUGCCAGCCAUUUUAAUCGGCAAUCACUUUAAAGUCGCGAUUAGAAAUGAAUUUAAAAGAUGUUUUUAACUCUUUGGAAUCAGGCUAGAACAUUGCAACAGUUUAUGGUGCAUGUCAGAAACUUGUUGACACCAGAGACAGAACUUUAUUUUGACAUUGGAACAGCAAUCUAUGGUUGUUUGCAAUCCUGUUUUUUUUUGCAUGCAUUGCAACUUUGCUGAGAAACCUCAUAAAAGUGGUGUAGCUUUAGGGCAAAUUUUUUUGUAUUCAUUUUUGGAGCUCUUUGUUCAAUAUGGAUUUAGCUAAAUCUGAAGAGAAACUGAAAGAGCAAGAAGCCUUAAUGGAAAAUGGUCAAGAAAAUCAUGGUUUUUGUGGCAAAAUAGUCAACACGAAAACAUCACGACUUUCCUCAAUGCUUGGUCUCAUUAUUGUGUAUUUUUUGGCAGAAGCAGUUGUAGGUCACCUGACAAGCAGUUUGACGCUAAUUGCGGAUUCUUUUCACAUGUUAUCUGAUGCUUUAUCAUUAGUAGUUGCUCUUGUUGCUGUGCGUCUUAGCAAACGAGGUGCGCAGCAUUCUAUAACACCGUGGCCCUCAAAACAAGCAUACUUUAACACGUUUGGUUGGGUUCGGUUUGAGGUUGUAGGCGCCCUUAUAAAUUCUACGUUUUUAUUUGCACUGUGCAUUUCAAUUACCAUGGAAGCAAUUGAGAAGUUCUACGACCCAGGUCUUAUUUCUCAACCAGAGCUGGUACUUGCUGUUGGUGGAUGCGGUUUAUUGAUCAAUGUGAUUGGGCUAGUUUUGUUUGGUGGUCACGCCCACGCAGGUCACAAUCAUAGUCACGGUCAUGAUCACGGUCACAAUCACGGUCAUGACAAUCAUCAUAACCAUUUACAAAACAACAAUGGGUCUACAGAACAACAUAUGAAUAUGAAAGCUGUGUUUCUGCAUGUUUUGGGCGACGCUCUGGGCUCCGUAAUAGUUAUGAUCAGCGCUACAAUCAUUUAUCUUGUUCCGUAUGAAGAAAAUGUCACGGUUUCUGCCGGAAACGCUACGGCAGUUAAUGUCGUCAUUAACGUAAACGAGUGGAUUAUGUAUAUAGACCCUGCUAUGAGUAUUGUCCUUGUUUUGAUCAUGAUUUUCACAACGUAUCCGUUGUUUAAAGAGUCAAGUCUCGUUCUUUUGCAGACUGUACCAAAGCAUAUUAAACUACAACACUUAAAAGAAAAAAUUAAAACCAUUGAGGGGGUCCAGGAGAUUCAGAACUUCCAUUUAUGGCAAUUGACCGGUGAAAAGUUAGUGGCGACUGUACAUGUUUGGUGUAACGAUGCCAUAUCUUUCCUGAGGAUCGCGGAAGAGAUAAAACAGAGAUUGAACGACGCAGGGAUUCACUCAACGACCAUACAACCAGAAUUCUACAGAAGUCCUAAGCCUUAUUGUAUGGUGGUGUCAAAUACUGACACACGUGAGAGCAAAAAUGGCUGCAGUAGAAAUGAUAUUCAUGCAAUUUCUCAGAAAAACUCGUCAAAACCAAUACCACAUUCUGUAACCAAAGUUGACGAAACUAAAUUUAAUUCAUUUCCGCGAUCUCAAUCUCAGUCUACUAAUGUACUUACUUGACCUGAAGUGACCUCUACGACCUUGAGUACCCUAACGCAGUGCAGUUGAGAGAACAUGCAGUUAUUCGUUUAUCUUAAAAUGUCGCGUAUGUUUUGUUCAAGCGGUGAAACAUGCAACGAUUUUGGAUAUUUUUUCUUUGUUUUUUUAUUAAAAUUUUUUAAUGUUUAAAAUUAAUUUUUUUGGAAUUUUUUGGAAUUUUGGAUUUAUUUUAAAUGAAAUUUUUGGUUAAUUUUUUAAUGAAUUUUUCAGAAUUUUUUUGAAAUGGAUAUUCUGAAUCUUUUUAAUUGAAGUUUAUUAAAUUUUAUUAGGUAAUUUUUUAAUGAAAUUUUUAGAUUUUUAUUAAAUGAAAAUUUUUAAUUGAAAUUUCUGUAUUUUUGAAUUAAAAUCUCUGGUUUUAUUUUAAAUUGUAUUUUUAAGUAAAUUUUUUUUUUUGGAUUUUGGAUCUUUUAAAUGAAAUUUCAGGUUUUUUUUAAUGUAAUUUUUAAAUAUUUUCUAAAUGAAAUUUUUAAUUAAAAUGCACUGACUGGCUCCUAAACGCCGGCAAUGUUUUAGUGCCUACAGCAUUUAUGUGAAAAAGUUUUUAACUUUAAUUUGAUGUAUUAUGUACUUUACUAUUUCUUUUCUCGUUUUUCCUUUAACGUGGUGGUGUACGUUUGUUUUAAUGCGCUAGGCAAUUAAAAAUUAAAAGCAG